AUUGGCGAAAAAAGUUAAGGAGUUCGCGGGAGAAAAAGAGGCCAGGAGUUGCCAUGACAACACGCAGAAGCUGAAUCCUCGGACUUCUUUUUGGCUUGAGGACAGAUUUUAACUCUCCAAAAAGGGUUUUGAUUCCCAAACCACACUUCACGAGGCAGGGAACCUUCGGAAAAAGCCGAGGAAGACACUCACAUAGAUCGCAGGUGGCAGGAAAUCGAGAGCCAUGAAUCUGGAGAAUAUGUGUUCGGCUUCUGCUCUGCAGGCUCUCUCUAAGCUGCUCAGCUCUCCUGAAGAGGAGGAAGAUGACUUGGAGCAGGUGUCAUAUCCAUCAUCGUCUGUGGGAGCCUUGAGUCCUGGGAAUAUUGGACCACCAAAGAAAGAAGAAUCCAAAGUCAACCCUCCAAAUCACACUGAAAAUAGAAAGGACAUCUGGGAUCCGGAGGAGGUGCCAGAAGGUUUGGAAUUCGAUGACAUGUGGGACCCCCGAGAACAGCCAGAAUAUGACAUUAUAUUCAAACAGCAGGUGGGAGCUGAGGAUGUAUUCUUGGGCAUGACCAGAAAGGACCCUUCUACAGCCUGCUGUGAGGACCUCUUGGUUAAAAUUAAAUUGCCAGGUACCAAGACCUCUGACAUCACUCUGGAUAUCCAUGAAAAAAUUCUUGAUCUUCGUACCCCCAAGCAUAAGCUGCUCCUGCACCUUCCCCAUCCUGUGGACAGCAAGACUGGCAAAGCAAGUUUUAUCACAGAAACGGAGACCCUUGAAGUCAUCUUGACCAUGAAAAGAGAGUUUGAUUUCAUUAAUUUUUUCUGAAAUCAUAAUGGGGUAAGAUAAGACAGUGUCCAGUAAGACUAGAAGCAUCAUCAGAGUCCUAGGAAAAUUCCUUGUAUACUCAAUGGUUCUGCUGGCGACAAGACCAUCCAUUUACUGGGGUGAUCACUAAGGAACUGAUUAGAUGUCAACAUGAUCAAUGUAGUAUUUAGAGCAAUGGAAAUAUUUAGACCAUAAAAUUCAUUUAGACAACGUUUUGUGGACUCAAACCAAUGAAAGAUGCAGUGACAUAAGCCAUUGCUCAAAAAUUGGCCUUUAGGAUGGCCAAAACAAACAAAACCAAAAUAAAGUGGCCUUAUUUCUUUGCUAUUUGGUUAAACUAUAUAGAUUUGGCUUAUGAUAAAGUAGUUGAAAUGUUCUUACAGUUGGUAUACAGGUUGUCCCAAAAGUUCUAGUGCUGAUAAAGCUUAAAAAUUUAAAACUGCACUCCAACUCUGGGGGACAUUCUGUUUAUAAGCAUUAAUGUUUUUAUCACACGAAGCUGUAAUCUUUGAGUGAUUUGGAUCUGUUUGAAGUAUUUAUUAUUAGUUGCAUUUAAAAAACAUUUUUUCUAGGCAGCCUUAUAAUUAUUACUAGUGCCUUUUUUUUGGGGGGGGGAGAAAAUCUCUGUGUUAUAUUGUGGUUUUUUGAAAAGAAGUUAGAGAGACAAGUGGCAGUCCUAUGAAUUGUCCAUGUCUCCCUCAUUUCCAAUCCUUCUUCAUAAUUAGUGAUGUGUGUUAGUCUUUUGACCCUGUUCUUGUUAACUGUUCAAGUCUAUCUCUAGAUAAAAAUGGCUCCCCAUCAGUCAGAUCCUUCAGUAAUAAGUUAGCAAUAAAAGAAAUCUCGUCUUCCAAAACGGGCACUUCUUCCAUGUUUUUCUUCAAUCUCGAGAGUAAAUUGAGAAAACUGAAAGUGAACAAUUGAGCAAUGAUCAUCCUUCUCUCACAAGUGCCAGGGGAAAUCAGGACUCCACAGAUGUGUCCUGGAGAUAGCUUGCCCCUUCAGCCGAGGGGCCAGCAAGGAUCUAGGCUGUGAUUAGGUCAAGUAGAACCAAGCAGGACUGGGACGAUGAUCAAUUGGCUGUGCUUAAGCAGGAAGAGCUCUCUGGAAUUUAAAACUGAAAUAAGCUUGGUAACUGUCUUCUGAGGAGACAAAAGGGAAGCAAAGAUUAAGUGGCUAAGUAGAGCGGGAGUUAUUUAAGUCCCUGAAGUGAUUUGGAUCAAAAGGGUAACCUACUCUCUACCUGCAUUGUGGUUUUAGCAUUUCUUUUUAAUCUAGGCAAUAUUUUAAGAGUUUAUUUGGAUUAUGCCCCAAAGUAUAAGCUCUGGGUAAGCAUUUCUCUCCUCCAAAGAAUAGCAAUGAAUCAGUGGGAAAUAUACUACCCCACCCCCUAUUUUAUGUGCUGGUCCUAAUUAGAAGGACUAUCACUCAAGUAAGGUGAGCUGGAUGACUGGGUACACUUUGUCCCUGGAAGAGAAGACAGCAUUUCCAGGCCAAAUUGCAUUGGGCAUUGCUUAUAUGGUUCUGUAUUAAUUAUGUAAUGAAAUUGAGCUUCAAGAACAAUGUAAUUUAGUUCAGUGAUUUAUAGCCAUCUAGAAAUCAUCCUACUUCACUGUCCUUGGGAUCAGAAGUAGUCAUUUUUGACAAUUCAGAGGACUUGCUAUUUUUAAAGAGAAAUAUUCAGACUUUUAGAGUGAUAGGGUUUAUUAAGCAAUUAAUGGGAAUUUUAAAGUCCCCUACUGUGUGCCAGGCAUCAUGCUAGGAGCAGUUUCUGGCUUCAGUAUUCUUUUCAGGGAGACAACAUGAUCAUUUAUCCUUGAGGAACUUCUUCAGAGCCCUGGGAUAAAGUGCCACUCUAUUUUCUAUCAAGAGAAACUCAGAAAAUAAUUUUUUUAUUAUAG
Messenger RNA from Sarcophilus harrisii (Tasmanian devil), 2709 nucleotides. It is a transcript of the gene DNAAF6, whose product is annotated as dynein axonemal assembly factor 6. The transcript is spliced from 7 exons. The coding region runs from base 224 to 811 and encodes 195 amino acids. Gene Ontology annotation, biological process: flagellated sperm motility; axonemal dynein complex assembly. Gene Ontology annotation, cellular component: cytoplasm. The record is from RefSeq and is a predicted model, not a curated record. NCBI's taxonomy places the organism in Eukaryota, Metazoa, Chordata, Mammalia, Dasyuromorphia, Dasyuridae. Gene Ontology annotation, molecular function: protein-folding chaperone binding; dynein intermediate chain binding.